UGUCGAAUGAAUUUCGAAUGUCGAUUUUAUAAAAUCUGUGAAUAUUGUGAAAUGUGGCGGUGUGGUGUUGAGUGCUCUGGUUUAAUUAAUAUUUAAAGUUAUAGGCGUAAUUCUUCAAUUGCUAAAUUAAUACUUUAACCAGUUAAAGUCUUUUUCAUAGCUGUUUCUGUUAGUUUGCGCUAACUGAGCCCGCUUCUGCCCUACAGUCUACGUGUUUUUGCGGUUUACUUCCUUUGUGUCCAUUGUUAUUGAAUAUUAAAAGUAAAUUUUAAGGAUGCCUAUAUUAUUCAGUGUAGUUUCCAGAGGCACAGUUGUUCUGGCUAAAUAUGCUACUUGUGCUGGAAAUUUUACUGAAGUUACAGAACAAAUAUUAUCCAAAAUUCCUCCACACGAUGACAAACUUACGUACUCUCACGGGAACUAUCUGUUUCACUACAUUGCAGAGAAUAAAUUAGUUUAUUUUUGCAUUACUGAUGAUAAAUUUCAAAGGUCGAGGGCUUUCCUCUUUCUAAAUGAAAUUAAAAGAAGAUUUACAACGGUAUUUGGGGAUACAGCCCAAACCGCCAUUCCGUAUGCUAUGAAUAGUGAAUUUGCAAGAGUACUGGCCACAGAAAUGAAACAUUACAGUGAAUCUAAAGACUUGGAGACAAUAUCAAGAGUCCAUGGUGAAUUAGAUGAAUUAAAAAACAUCAUGGUAAAAAACAUUGAUAGCAUGGCGAUGCGAGGUGAAAAAUUGGAACUACUUCUAAAUAAGGCAGAUAAUUUGGCAACAAAUUCGGUGUCGUAUAGAACUUCAGCGAGAACCCUGCAGCGUUCACUGUUUUGGAAGAAUGUUAAAAUGUAUGUCAUCAUGGCUGUUAUAUUUGGGUUCGGCAUUUACUUGAUCGGCGCCAUGGCUUGUGGAGGUUUGGCUUGGCAGACCUGCGUUGGUUAGGCGAUAUUUUCUACAUACAAUUCGUAGAUUUACUCGAUAAUAAUUAUUACUGACAAUAAGCGAAUCUCCUUGUCCAUUUGACAUUGUCAAAAUGAAGACAACACUUUUUUACCGGAUUGAAGCUAUGUAUGGUGACUGAAUAUAAAAGGUGUUGAAUGUCAAAAAAGUAUCACAGCUGUAGAAAAAGUUGUAUUAUCUGUAUUUAUUUCCCCGGAGUUGGUAUCGACUAAAAGAUGAAGGGUUUCUGCAGAAAUUGCUCACAGUGCCCUCUAUUUUCGCGCAUUCACCACGCACGCUGUAAAGCACGCGAAACGUCGGAUAAAUUUAUAAUUAGGUUAAAUAAUACAUAGCUUCAAUCCGGUAAAAAAAGUGUUUACUUUAAAUGUGUAAAAGGUAUGGUAAAGACAAUACUAUUGUCAAAAUUACAUUAUUUGGCAGCUCGGUGUAGAUAGUAUGAAUUGUCUAUUUUAAAAUAUAUGAAGUGUUACAACUCAAUUACAAGUUUAUUGUGCAUAACUAAAAUACAGUAAAACGGAAGAAUUAUAUGCUAUAUACAUUUGCAUUACCGAUACUUUACGAAAAAAUAAACAAUUAUUUUUAGCUGUUAAUGAAUAUUUGAAACGCAAUAAUUGGAGUGAGUAUUAUUUCAGUUGUAAAUGGACUUUAAACACAUCGGAAUAAAAACAUCUAACAGUUUUUCUAUAUAAACAGUAUUUUACCAGCUUCAAGUAUUAAUUGAUCGAGUAAAUAUACGAAUGUUUAUUAUAACUCUUAUAAAAAGACAGUUAUUUUUACUUUUU
Pieris rapae (cabbage white) is the source of this 1734-nucleotide messenger RNA. RefSeq names its product vesicle-associated membrane protein 7 (gene Vamp7). Gene Ontology annotation, cellular component: membrane; SNARE complex. Gene Ontology annotation, biological process: exocytosis; vesicle fusion. Lineage: Eukaryota; Metazoa; Arthropoda; Insecta; Lepidoptera; Pieridae. Gene Ontology annotation, molecular function: SNAP receptor activity; SNARE binding. The record is from RefSeq and is a predicted model, not a curated record. The transcript is spliced from 4 exons. Bases 275 to 934 code for a protein of 219 amino acids.